GAAGUACACCUUUAUCAAUGGCAGUACAAAAAUAUGAAUAAUGUGGUGUUUGUAUUAAUUAUUUAUAUUUUAAAUAAAAUAAUAUUUCUUUAUUAAAAUUAUAUUAAAAAAUACAGUAUUAGUAAUAUUUAUUACUGCCAUCUAUGAAAGAAACUCAUAAACACACCUUUGCCACCUAUCAUAUUUCCUAGAAAUGUUCUAACCUCAAACGCCAUUACUCACUAAUUCAGUCAACGAUGGCAACAAACACCGAUUUAACUGAAGAAGAUGCGGCCGACUUGCAAUUUCCCAAAGACAAUUUCAACCCGGCGCCAAUACCUUAUUUCUCGAAUAAAUUAAUAGACGACUCGGAUAUCACCGGCGAUUAUUGCGCGAAUUGCGAUAGUGAAUUGGGCCCGAAAUACAUACAGUGCCCGCAGUGUAACGUAAAUUUGUGUUGUUUGUGUUUUUCCAAGGGGGUGGAGUUCUCAAACCACAAAAGUAAUCAUGACUACAAAGUGCUGCAUACGAACUUUAUUUUGUACGAUAACUCGGAUUGGACUGCCGAGGAAGAGUUAAAAUUGCUGGAGGGUUUGAAUUCGUAUGGCAAUUGGAACUUGGUUGCUCAAGAUUUGCCCAAUCGUAGUGUGAAAGAGAUUAUUGAGCAUUACGAGCAGUUCUACUUGGAUGGGGGUGUUUUAUUGGAUAUUCCGCGGUUUCCUGAAUUGGACGCAGCCGCCUUUCCUCCUACGAUUGUGCCUUACCAAUUUAAAUUGACUGAUUGUGAUGAUCCACCUCGUUACUCAUCAAGUUCAACGUUUUAUGCCAAUUUGGCAGGUUAUAAUGCUGCAAGAUCAGAAUUUGAAAGUGAAUAUGAUGCCAAUGCAGAAGAUAUUUUAUCAAACCUGGAAGUGUUGGAUGAAAGUCAUCCUUUCUACAAAAUAACAAAUAGUCUGCAAUUUCAACUAAUUGAAAGUUAUAAUAAACGUCUCAAAGAAAGGCAGAGGUGGAAGGAUGUUAUGAGAGCUCAUGGUUUAAUUUCAAUCAGGAAAACUGUAACGUGGCUGAGAAGAUACGACUUAACAAUUACAAAACCAAUAUAUGAAAAGUUAAUUAAGUUUAUGCAGUUUUGCGAUCCCACUAGCUUUGAGUAUCUUAUGGAGGGUCUGCAUAGAGCUGGGGAGUUAAAAAUACAAAUAUCAAGAUUAAUACAGUUAAGAAGAAAAGGUGUCGCCACCCUAGCGGGCGGCAAACUAUUUCUAAGAAUUCAACAAAUACACGAAGAAAACAGAAAAAAGCUCAAAAUUUUCCGCUCAAAUUCGCAGUUUAAUUGGAAGGCGAUUCGCAGCAAUAGCACCACUUUGGUGAUUCCAAAGUUAAAUAAACGACGACAAGGAUUUUCUCCUUUGGACAUAGUCGGUCUUCCAGGGUACGAAAAGUUGACUGACAAGGAGAGGGAUCUCUGCAGCAAAAUUCGUUUGGUUCCUGCCACUUAUUUGGAGCUUAAAAGUGUCUUGGUUUGCGAGAAUAAUAAAGUGGGGCAUGUUAAGCUACAGACUGCCAGAAAAUUGUUAAAAAUCGAUGUUAAUAAGACUAGAAGGUUGUUUGAUUUUUUGGUUGAGGAAGGGUUUAUUUUAAAAUAAAAUUAUUUGGAUUUUAUAUAUAAUUAUUGUGAUAUUUUUAACCUGUUACCUAUUAAAUAGCAAAUAAAUUUACCAAUAA
Brassicogethes aeneus is the source of this 1701-nucleotide messenger RNA. Lineage: Eukaryota; Metazoa; Arthropoda; Insecta; Coleoptera; Nitidulidae. The record is from the annotation of a GenBank genome assembly.